Molecule: messenger RNA, 5690 nt
Organism: Labrus bergylta (ballan wrasse)
Lineage: Eukaryota; Metazoa; Chordata; Actinopteri; Labriformes; Labridae
Gene: arhgef2a
Product: Rho guanine nucleotide exchange factor (GEF) 2a
Biological process (GO): regulation of Rho protein signal transduction; positive regulation of neuron differentiation; actin filament organization
Cellular component (GO): ruffle membrane; cytoskeleton
Molecular function (GO): guanyl-nucleotide exchange factor activity; microtubule binding
Source: RefSeq, a predicted model, not a curated record
ACAGGUUUUUUUUUUUUUUUUAGUUUUUAUGUUUCUCUCUCUUUGUCAGAUUUGUGAGGGUGAUCGGCGGAGAAGAAUACAAACAUUUAGUCUGGAUAUUUGAUGUUUCUGACUCUCUGACAGCCCUCUGAGUCUGUCAUUGUGAGAAAACUGAGCCGUCACAAUGUCCAGAGUCACCAAUCUGUCGAAGCUGCGGCAGGAGAGGAUGAGGGAGAUCAACCUGAGGAACAAAGAGAGGGAGAGAAUGAGGGAUCGAGAGAAGGCGGCGAGGGAGAGGGAGGCCCGUUACAGUAACGGUCAUCUCUUCACCUCUCUGACGGUUUCAGGAACGACGCUGUGUUCAGCCUGCAACAAGAGCAUCACGGCCAAGGAGGCGCUCAGCUGCCCAACAUGCAACGUAACGAUCCACAACCGCUGUCGAGACACUCUGCCGAACUGUGCCAAGAUGAAACAGAGGCAACAGAAGACCGCCUUGCUGAGGAAUAACUCGGCUCUGCAGAACGUCACGCUGCGAACAAAAACUCCGGGGAUGCGUGAACGUCCGACGUCGGCCAUCUACCCCUCGGAAAGCUUCAGACACACCCUGCUGGGGUCCCGCAGAGGACGCUCCGGCCUCUCGCUGUCAAAGAGCGUCUCCACCAACAACAUCUCCGGGACCCUGACCGAUGACUCCCCUCUGGGUCUGCGGAGGAUCCUGUCUCAGUCCACAGACUCCCUCAGCUUCAGGAACAGAGCCAUGUCUGUGGAGUCUCUCAACGAUGACGGUGAGAUCUACUACACCUCGGUCCUGGAGGAGAUCGAGUACGAGGGUCAGGACUUUAAGGCGGACUCGUGGAGCAUGGCGGUGGACAGCGGCUACCUGCAGACACACCGUAAAAACAUCAUCAAGAGGCAGGACGUCAUCUAUGAGCUGAUCCAGACGGAGCUGCACCACAUGCGGACGCUGCACAUCAUGGAGCGCGUGUUCAGGCAGGGCAUGCUGGACGAGUUGCAGCUGGACCCGAGCACCGUGCACGCCAUGUUCCCCUGCCUGGACCAGCUCAUCAGGAUACACUCGCACUUCCUCGCGCAACUUCUGCUGCGACGCAACCUCAGCCUGCACCCCGGGUCCAGCCGAAACUUCACCAUCCACCAGCUGGGAGACAUUCUGCUGGAGCAGUUCUCAGGUCAGUGUGCAGACGACAUGAGGAAGACGUACGCUGAGUUCUGCAGUCGACACUUGAAGUCCGUUAAACAUUACAAAGAGCUGCUGGCCAGAGACAAGAGGUUCCAGUGCUUCAUACGGCGGGUGAGUCGGGGGCCGUUGCUCCGUUGCCAUGGCGUCCAGGAGUGCAUCCUGUUGGUGACUCAGCGUAUCUCAAAGUAUCCUGUUCUGGUUCAGAGGAUUCUGGAUAACACCACAGAUGAUGAAGAAGAAGCGUCCUCUCUGGCUCAGGCUCUCUCCAUGGUCAGAGAACUUCUGAGUUCAAUCGACCAGCAGAUGGAGGAUCUGGAGAAAACUCAUCGUCUGCAGGAGAUCCAGGCCAAACUGGACCCGCGGGCCGAGACCAGAGUCCGGGACGGUUCCCUUUUUAAACCGGGAGAGCUCUUCAGGCGUAGACUCGUCCAUGAAGGGACGCUGUACUGGAAAACACCCGGAUCAAGGCUUAAAGAUAUCCAGGUCCUCCUGAUGACAGACAUCCUGGUGUUUCUACAGGAGAAAGACCAGAGGUAUAUCUUCCCAUGUCUGGACAAACCACCAGUGCUGUCCCUUCAGAACCUGAUCGUGAGGGAUAUAGCCAAUCAGGAUCGAGGGAUGUUCCUCAUCAGCGACUCGGCUCCUCCGGAGAUGUACGAGUUUCACGCCGCCACCAAAGACGACAAGAACGUGUGGAUCCGACACAUUCAGCGCACCGUCAGCAAGUGUCCAUCGAGGGAGGAGUUUCCUCUCAUAGAGACUGAAUAUAAAGCUCACCUGAGGAGACUCAAAGCUGACCUGCAGCAGAAGGACCGGGAGAUGUUGGAGCUCCUGCAGGAGAGGGUGAUGUUGUUCUGUGAGCUGACGGAGGUGACGAGCGGCCACGAGGGGCUUCAACCGCCCAUCACUCGAUAUUUAUUCAGAGCGGACACACCACAAGCCCCCCGAGCCGAGAAGCUGCUGAUGGAUGCCACCGCUGAGGUGGAGAGGUUGAGCGAGCUUCUUCUGGGCUCCAGCUUGGACAUCCCUCUUCUGUAUCAUCACAACCACUUGGAGGCGCUAGAGACCAGUGAUCAGGAUCUGUUGGUCAAUGGAGCUCAUGAUUUCUUUGCUUCAAAGGAUUGUAUGAGGAGUCCCGACCAGCAACCUCCCUCGGAGAUCUAUCAGAGGCUGGUGAAUCUCAGUGUUUAUCUUCACGCUCUUCAGGCUGCAGUCAUCAAACAGGACUCCAUCUUGGAGCUGCUGCUGCAGCCUCAGGACGCAGCGUCCCCAGGUUCAGGAGGAGCGUGGCGCCCCCUUUGGCGGGACGGUGGAAAUCGUGAGUCCAGUGCGGGUUCCACCAUCGGGGAGCUGGCUCUCCUGCAGAGACAGCAUAGUCUGCUGCAGGAGGAGCUGCUGAGGCUGAGAGACGCAGAGAGCCGCUACAAAGACAGCGAGAGGGCCCGGACCAAACUGGAGCGACAGGUCCGACACAUGAAGGUCUGCAGUGGGGCCUCACCCAACCUCCAACAGCAGGUGGAGCUAGCAUCACAGGUGUCUCUACAAACAGGAAGGGGUGGUUCAACCGGAGCUGACCUACAGCGAGGCGGCAAGGAAGCUUUCAGACAAUCAGACGGCCUACAGGAUGGCAGUGAUUUGGAGGCGGACAUGACGUCAGACGAAGAUGAGGGAUCGGCAUCUGAAAGCUCCAAAGAUCUUCACGAUAUCCCAGAAGAGAUCUGAUCCUCUGCAUGAGCCACGGUGCUUCUCAGCUUGUAGUUUUAAGUCAUAAAGAUGUGAACUGAUCGACUCUAACUCGGCACAUUGUUGUGCUCUCUGGAGAAACACACACAUACACACACACACACACACAUACACACACACACACACAAACACAAAAAGCACAACAAUGUUUAUUUAGCUGCUUUGCUUUCUCGUCGUUGGCUUGUGACAGUGAGUUGUUUUAUUUUCAGCUUUUGAAUGAGUAGAUUUCUGUUCUGACGUCGGGUGACUCAAUGAGGGGAAAACUGAUGGAUGAUGCUCUUAUUUGACUUUAUUUGAGCCGUAGAUUUGACUCUGAAGGUUCGGACACUAUUAGGGCUACUGUUUCAACAUGUUGUGCCAAAGCAACUGCAGUCCAAUAAAUGUCAAAUCAGGGACUUUUGAACUUUUUGUUCCAAACAUUUAGAGAGUAAGAGGAGGAAACAUUGUGAAAAAUGGGUUUAAUAAUGCUAUUUGCACUUUUGUAGUUCUUACCUGGUGAUUAUUUUAGACAUAAUUCAGUCUCUCUAUGAGCAGGAUGGCAUCGUCUUGCAACAUUUGAAACAAAAACCAUGAUGUGACAUUUUAAAUAAUUUUGCUCUUUUUAGAAAUAAAAAAUAUAAAGUUAAACUAAUGUUCCUUCUAGAGUUAAUCUAGGCAUAAAUACCAGAAAACAUGCACAAUGUUCAAAGCAAUCCAGUCAAACCAUCCUGCAAUAAAAGCUGCUGUCACAGUGCCUCGCUACUCUGAAAGUGUCCCCGUCUGCUCUGGCUUCAAGCAGCCUACAUCAUUAUUUUAAUCGUAAAUAGAGACGCACCGAUUCCAAGGUUUUUCAUAAGGUCUCCUCGAUUUUAUAGAUCACAGACUCCUCUUAGGAAAUAAGCCAGUGUGCUAGUUUUAAGCCUUUUUAGGGCGACCUCAAGGUUUAUAUCUGAGACCCCUGAUUGUUCUCCCCUCCCUAACUCCAAAGUAAAAAACAAAUGUUAACAUCUCGCCGUCUUCCAUUUUCUGAUCUCACUUUUCGCAGGAAUAAACCAUUUUGUGGGUCAGUGCCUUUCCGAAACCUUUAGAGAUGACUGUUACAGGAAAGAUUCAGAGGUCUGUUUAGUAAAUUAUCUUUUCAGGGUUGGGUUAAAAUAUAUCAAAUGAAAACACUUUAAAAACCUGGUUAUUGGUUGGAGCUCAAACAAACAGUGCCGGCCCAGGUCAACGGCACACAGAAUUAUUCCCUCCUGACCUCUAACACCGUGACCUAACCGCACGCCAGCGUUAGAUAUCACAUCGCGUCGCACAUGAUCGAAGAUUGAAGGUGGACAAACGGUUGUGUGGUGACUCAAAUCACAACUCAGAGGCUCGUUAAAAGUGAAAAGCAAGUAACCUUGUAGCGCCUUCUCCUUCCUUCUUCCUCGUCCGUCUACGCGAGUGACCAAGAGGAAAAUAGAAACAGGACGUCAGGGUCAAUACGGCGCAAACAAUAGAAUCGAUCGUAUGCAGGUCACGCUUACACAACAAAAGUUUCAGCCCAAAAAACGUAAACUUUAGUCGCCUUUUGGCUGUUGGUUUUACACGACAACGGCGUGUAGUGGGCCUCGACAUACAGAGUGCAAACUUUUGAAAAACGGCAACUCAACUGAGAAUAAGACUUAAUACACAUGAGCAUUACGGCUUCAGUCAAACGUCUUCAAACGGAUUCUAGAGUCUGGGGCCCUUGGUAAAAAUCUGUGGGGGGGGGCCCUCCAACCAGCAUCCAUCACCAUUACGUCUGCCAUUGUCCCAACGAGAACUCCCUUUUUUUCCUGUUUCUUUUUCCUCUUCUACAGACGAAUAAUUCCUCUUCAUUUUUCUUUUUUUUUUACUUUCACUGACGGACUUUGCUUUUCACAGCAAGUCUAGCAAGAGUGCAGUCAGAUGGGGCCCCCUUCAGGAGGUUUCCUACUUUGCACAUUUUGGGCCACUGCUUUGCUUUAAGUUUGGGAGCGCUCAAAGGGCCCCCUACUGGUCUGUGGCCCCAAGCAGUGACCUGCCAUGCCUGUUGACAAACAGCGCCUCUGUGUGGGUGAGUACAGUAGGUGGACUACAACAAAAAUGGUGGACUCGUGUGUUCAGUUUGUGCUGCUUAGUUGACAUUUGCUAGAAAUGUAUCGGCUUUGUAGUUGAGGGUCACGUGGAGUAGAAACCCAACCUCAUCGUCCGUCCAUUUUCGUUUGUUUUUGUUAGAUCAUACCAGACGAUAACAACACACUACAUGAUAGAACUUACACAAUACUAUCGGUGUGACUGAUUUUAUUACACAAAAAGACGACUGAGCUGCUAAUAAAUACUAUAGUAACAGAUUAAAUGUAGCUGUUGAAGCACAGAGCAGCCAUGUUGGACUGUAACUCAGGCUACUGAAGGUUCGUCGAGUUUCCAAGUCCGAAUUCAGACUUCAGGGGGGCAUUCCUGACUACUUGUCAGACCAUGCAGUCCGACUUUCUGACUUCCGAGAUCAAAUGGAACGAGUCACUACAACCUCAUGGCUCUGUGGAAAAAGAGAAUGUGUGCAUGUUGUUUCAUUACCAAGUUACACUGCCAUCUACUGGUCUGACAUAUGUACUACAGUGUUCUUUCUCAUUUUAUUGGAGCUAUGUGUCAUCAAAAAGUCGCCUGAACAUGUAACUUUUUUGAUAACGAAAAAUGAUUCCGUCCUCAGAGGAUCUUCUCGUGUGAACGUGGCCUUAGACUCGUGGCUAGAAUCAGAAACAAAUACCACAAAUAUCAUCGUAAUUAAAUCCAU